Messenger RNA from Odontomachus brunneus, 1417 nucleotides. RefSeq names its product protein obstructor-E-like. NCBI's taxonomy places the organism in Eukaryota, Metazoa, Arthropoda, Insecta, Hymenoptera, Formicidae. Gene Ontology annotation, cellular component: extracellular region. The coding region runs from base 108 to 902 and encodes 264 amino acids. The record is from RefSeq and is a predicted model, not a curated record. Gene Ontology annotation, molecular function: chitin binding. The transcript has 4 exons.
AGAUGAUAAAAGCGUGCCAGGAGGUGCUGGCGCGUCGUAGUCCUCUUUUCGGGAUCGGUUCAGAAGGAACGUGUUAACGAGUACGCGCGCGACUCCACACAGCCGAGAUGGUCCCGAAGUCGAUCGUUCAUCUGCUAAUCGCUUGCGGCGUCUUCGCCGUUACGACCUCAAUUAAUCAAAAUCAAGGAUUUUCGAAUCAGUUAUUUGGUAAUCAGUUCAACCGAAACCAGCAGUUAUCGCCGAAGCACGGAGCAUCCGCGUCGUGUCCGGAGAGGAACGGCCGUUUUCCGGUACAGAACCAAUGCGACGCCUACAUCGAAUGCAUCGACGGAGUUUCCGAGGAGAAGCUGUGUCCUGAGGGCUUGGUUUUCAAUCCCGAAGCACGUUUCAAUUAUCCUUGCGGAUAUCCAAUUGACGUAGACUGCACGGGCAGGCCUAACUUACAGCCGGCGGACCCGUCUCUAGACUGUCCUCAUCAGUACGGCUACUUCAAGAUCGGCGACCAUCAGCAUUGCGGUCAAUUCAUGAACUGCGUGGACGGUAGAGGCUACGUGUUUGAUUGUCCCGAAGGUCUGGCUUUCAAUCCGGAGAGCUACCGGUGCGAUUGGCCGGAUCAGGUGCCGGACUGCGACGCCGAAGCUUUUCUGGGCUUUCGCUGUCCAGAAGUGAAGAAUAACUUAUACUUCGGUGGCGGGAUCAGAUUCUACCGCAGCAAUGCCAACUGCCACCAUUAUUACCUCUGCGUAAACGGCCAUCCGCGAUUGCAGAAUUGCGGCGAAGGAAACGCGUUCAAUGAACUGAUCGAUGCUUGCGACGCCGCGGAAAAUGUUACCGGAUGUGAAAGCGAAGCGAAACUGAGGACCCGUGAAUCAAAUGUAGACCAGCCAGUGAAGCUCUUUUAAAUCUAAGCGGAUUAAAAAACCAGAAUGAAAAUCAACACAGCGUACAACAGUUCCAUAGUUCCGAAGAAAUAAGUGUUAAGAAUCUUAGUAACUAUACGUUUCAGCAAUUUUACAUGUAUUAUGACGUUUAUAACACACAUUCAAAUAAUUCAUUUAGCAGAUAAUUGCAUAUUUUUAUACUUCAUAAAUGCUCUGUAAAAAAAAUCCAACUACAUAUGUGAUGUGUUUAUCGUUAACUGCGUAUUAAUUUUGAGAUGCAAUAAGAGAUAUGUAAUAUAUUAUUAUAAUAUUAUGAUAAGUUAUUUUAAGGAUACGUAGUUAACAUAGAAUCUUCUCCGAGUAAAAAAGUAAAGGUAAACAUUCAUCGCACAACGAACGGAAUAGUGUUAAUAGAAUCAAAAUGCAUCGUAGAAUUGACGUGUUAUUUUUAAAUUUUUGCAUUAAUUUAUGUAAUUAGGAUAUUUUCAAUUAACAAAUAUAUUAAAGUAGAAUUAAAAUAAAUAAAAGAAAGUGAG